Molecule: messenger RNA, 236 nt
Organism: Leptinotarsa decemlineata (Colorado potato beetle)
Lineage: Eukaryota; Metazoa; Arthropoda; Insecta; Coleoptera; Chrysomelidae
Product: guanylate cyclase 32E
Biological process (GO): cGMP biosynthetic process; intracellular signal transduction; protein phosphorylation
Cellular component (GO): plasma membrane
Molecular function (GO): ATP binding; peptide receptor activity; guanylate cyclase activity
Source: RefSeq, a predicted model, not a curated record
AUACAUCGUGUAUAUGGAUGAAAACGCUGACGCAGAAGGCAAUUACACGUUGAUAGCCCGGAAGCCGCUCGAGAACAAGGAGAAUGAAUACGGAUUGUUUCCGGUUGGAGUGUUUGCAUUGCGUCGAAUAGAUUCUAAAUUACCUAUUCUUCAUUUAACCGACACCAUUGACUGGAUAACUGGAGAACCACCCAAUGCGGCACCUGUGUGUGGUUUUCGAGGAGAAAAGUGUAUCA